Aspergillus nidulans FGSC A4 is the source of this 855-nucleotide messenger RNA. RefSeq names its product flavin-containing monooxygenase. Lineage: Eukaryota; Fungi; Ascomycota; Eurotiomycetes; Eurotiales; Aspergillaceae. Gene Ontology annotation, molecular function: NADP binding; catalytic activity; N,N-dimethylaniline monooxygenase activity. The transcript is spliced from 3 exons. The record is from RefSeq and is a predicted model, not a curated record. Bases 1 to 855 code for a protein of 284 amino acids.
AUGGCUAUAACAAUUCCUGACUAUGAUGCCAUCGUGAUUGGCGGGGGCUUCAGUGGUAUCAGAAUGCUCUGGAAGUUCCAGCGACUGGGUUUGACAGCCAGAUGCUUCGACGCCGGGUCAGAAAUAGGAGGUACCUGGUGGUGUAAUCGCUAUCCUGGAUGUCGCACUGAUAGAGAGGCAUGGGUAUACGCCCUAAGGUUUCUGCCAGAGCUGCUGGAAGAAUGGGACUUUACAGAGCGCUAUCCCAGCCAGGAGGAAAUCCAGUGGUACCUGAGACUUGUCGUUGACCGAUACGACCUACGCAGGAACAUUAAAUUUAGGGCCAUCGUCGUAUCAGCGCAUUACGGCGAUUGUGACAAUCUCUGGUCAAUCAGGACGAAGGAUGGGAGUAUGGCCACCUCGCGAUACUUCCUCCCUGCUACGGGCAUUACGUCUACUCCCAAGGAGCCAUCGUUCCCUGGGCUGCGGCGUUCAAAGGGGAGAUGCACUCAACGUCGACCUGGCCAGAGCAUGAGGUCAACUCUGAAAACUUUAGAAUCGGCGUGGUCGGCACAGGAGGAAGUCAAGAAGAAUUUUGGCGUGACAUCGGAUAUUGCCAAGAAGAGAUCCGACAUGUCUUCGAAGAUGGUUGGGCGCGGUUGUUACAAUUUCCAACUCGGCACAUUUGAUGAUUCGUUCAUGGAUCCAGACGCCAAUGCUGCCACUGCGAACUUCAUUCGUCACAAAAUCCGUUCCAUCGUGCGCGAGCCCGAAACCGCCGAAGCUCUCUGCCAGGCCUAUCUCUUUGGGGCGAGACGUCCUCCCUGUGCAGAUAGAUACUACGAGACGUUUAAUCGUUGUCACGUUUAUUGCUAG